Microthlaspi erraticum is the source of this 894-nucleotide messenger RNA. The record is from the annotation of a GenBank genome assembly. Lineage: Eukaryota; Viridiplantae; Streptophyta; Magnoliopsida; Brassicales; Brassicaceae.
AUGAACCAAACCGAAAUCUCCGCCGGCGAUAAUAACUCCAAACCGGCCAGAACCGGAUCAGUCUCGCCAGUACCGGAGUGGAUAACCGAGACGGUCAAUGGUGGAACGCUCCGCCUCGUUGAUCUCCAUACCGGAAUCAACGGCUGGGCUUCCCCUCCAGGCGACGUCUUCUCUCUGCGCUCCGCAAGCUACUUCACCAACAAACAGAAAUCUCCCGGCGGAGACUACCUCCUCUCUCCCGCCGGCGUCGACUGGCUCAAAUCCGGUACGAGACUCGAGAACGUGCUGGCUCGUCCCAAUAACCGUGUAGCUCACGCGCUCAGAAAAGCCCAGUCUCGCGGCGAGUCCCUGAAUAGCUUCAUCUUCGCGGUUAAUUACCAUAUUCCAGGCAAGGAGCAAUACAACAUGGUUCUCUAUUUCGCGACGGAAAACCCGAUUCCGUCCGAUUCCCUCCUCCGCCGAUUAAUCGACGGAGACGACUCGUUCCGUAACGAGAGACUGAAAGCGCUGAUCCGAGUCGAGAAAGGUCCCAGGGUAGUUAAAGCGGCCGCCGGGAGCUUCGGCGCGUGCGUUGUGGGUAAGGCUGCGAGGUGUAGUUACCAUAGAGGAUCUAACUACUUGGAGAUCGGUAUCGAUUUAGGCAGCUCGAAGAUCGUGGCGGCGCUUACGCGGCUUAUGUUGGGGUACAUUACGACCCUGACGGUCGACAUUGGUUACGUUGUGGAGGCGCAAAUGGAGGAUGAGCUGCCGGAGAGACUCAUUGGAGCUUAUAGGAUCUGCCAUCCGGAGUUAUCGUCGGCCUUUGUGGUCGACGAGCAGAAUGCUCUGCAACCGCGAAGAAUGAUGGGUUCGGCGAAAGCAAACCACGACGACGACGCCGACGACAAGGUUUGA